UUGGCUCCCACCUCUAGUAGCACUGCGAUUUUGUUUUCAUCCGAAAAAAGAGACUUUUUGCCAUGUCUUUGGCUCGCACUGACAGAGCCGUCCAGUAGAGUGUCCUUGAGCGACUUGCCAGCGCUCAGCGAAUCCCGAAGCGGGCUCCGGUCGAUACCCGAUAUCCCCGAUUCCCGAUGAACGCCAGCGGAAACGGCGGAGGUGGAGGAGGAGGAGGAGGUGGAGCAGCGGGAGCGCCCGUCUCAGGAGGAGUGGGUGGUGCAGGAGGUGCAGGUGGUGCAGGUGCUGCUGCUGGUGGCGUGGGAGGCGCAGGCGGUGGAGGAGCUGGUGGCCCUGGCGCAGGCGGAGGGGCGGCUGCAGCGGAUCAGGCUGGCGAGGCAGCUGGCGGAGCAGCAGGUGGAGCCGCUGGCGAUGGUUCGGUUCCCAAUGGAACCAGCGCCGCCAGCACGUCGGACAACCCGGCGAAUGGAGCCAGCUCUAGCGAGGAUCAGGACGCCAAGCGGCGCAAGUGCCGCGAAACAGAGGAGGGUCAGGAUGGAGCCAGCACGAUGAUCGAUGCGAACAGCGUGCUGAACAAGAUCGCCAACCUGUACGCCGAGCAGCUGAUGUCGGACAUCGUGCUGCUGGUGGACGGCAAGGAGUACCCCGCCCACCGCGUCAUCCUGUGCGCCAGCAGCGACGUCUUUCAGGUGAUGCUCAUGAACCCCGAGUGGAACGAGUGCAGCAAGCACGUGAUCGAGCUGCACGAGGAGGCCUGCUGCUCGGCGGUCUUCCCGCAGUUCAUCAAGUACCUGUACGUGGGCCACAUCGAGGUGACGCUGCAGACGGUGAUGCCGAUGCUGGCGCUGAGCGACAAGUACAAUGUGCGCGACCUGAUCGAUCUCUGCGUGGGCUACAUGAACAAGCACGUGGCCAAGGCGGCCACCAGCGGCUAUUUGGUCUCCUGGCUGCAGUACACGCUCUCCUUCACGCCCACCCACAACGAUCUCACCGAGACGCUCAAGCGCUUCCUCAAGUGGAACCUCGAGAUGGUCGCCGAGUCGCGUGACUUUGUGGAAAUGGACCCGGCCAUAUUGCAGCUGCUGCUGCAGCAGAACGACCUGGUCGUCACCAGCGAGUACAAACUGUUCGACAUCCUGCAGACGUGGCUGCUGCAUCGUCGCGAGCAAAUGGAGGCCACCGCGAGCGGCAGCUUCAUGGAGCUGAUCGAGCAGACCGUCUCGCACAUUCGCUUCGGCAUGAUGACGCCGCGCCAGCUGUCGCAUUUGCUGAUGGACCCGCUGAUCGAGUACCACAAGGAGUUUCUCGUCGAGCGCAUCGCCAUCGGCAUGAGCUACCAGUCGGGGCAGGAGGAUCGGGUGCGCGAGGUGCGGGCCACCGAGUCCGGCGAGCUGCAGUUCACGCCGCGGCUCUACUGGAACGACACCUGGAGCGUCGACAUCGAUGUGCACAACUUCGAUGCGAUCGAGGACUACAAGAACUAUGUGACCUGCUUCUUUUCGCAGCGCCACAUCGCUGAGACUGAAGAGGACGAUCCCGGCAUGACCUGGGAGAUAGAGUUUUUCCCGCGCGGCGUUAGGUACAACAAGGCCAAAAUGGUCUGGGGCGAGGACGUGCCGGGCUGCUCGUUGAACACAGUGCGCCUACGGGUUACCUGCAAGCAUCAAAACAUUGGCGAGGAGCGCUUCAAGAUCGCCGUGCUGAUCGUGGGCGUGCAGAACCAGAUCAUGCACAUCCGUACGGUGGUGGAGCGCACCGAGUACUUCUCGGACACCUCGCGAGUGAUCAACCUGGACAACCUGCUGCCGUACGACGAGCUGGAGCACACAUCCCCCUACUUGAGUCCCCAUCUGACGGGCACCGCCCGCAACACACUCACCCUGCACGUGGUCAUCACGCCGAUGGGCGCCCACACCUGCCGGGACACGCCGCCGUUUCAGUUCUAGGCACUCGGUACUUUCCGGCGUCCUUUCAUCCGCAGCCCCACUGUAUUUCACUCUUCCAUUCAAUGUUUGUAUGUAUGUAUAAAUGCAAUGCGACUGCGACUACCCUUGGGCUCAAUCUUGGCGAUCCUCUCGAUUACAUACCACUCCCGCUCCCGCAAUAUGUUUUGUUAUAAGUUUUUGUUUGUCUUUUUUUUUUUUGUCCCAUAAGUUAGGCGCACCGAAAGGAGUGAGUUCUUAGGCAGGGCCAUAUCGUGGAUAGUUGGUAUUGGCCAUAAUGGAUAGCGUGAGUGCCAACUGCAAUGAAAGGAGAUUUUCUAAUAAACACUGAAUUGUAAAGAUGAAAACCGAAACCAAAACCAAAACCCCCAACCGACAUGGCUGAGAAAGAGAGGGCUAUUGCCAUCUCAUUUGCCAAUGCAUAGAGCAUCAGUUUUAAUGUUUUACAGCCGAUAGAUAUGAGUGCCCGCUUGUGUGUGCCCAGAUCUAGAUCUCUGGAUCCCUUUACGAGUGCGUUUACGGCCCGGGAUCAAGCUGUCGCGUCUAAGGGGGCGUAUCUUUAUGUGCUCCGCUGGUAGUGACUUGGCCAUAAUGCCAAAAUACCGGGCCAAUUCCCGCGUGCAGACGUUCUGGAUAAUCUGGAUAAUCCCAGCCCAGGCAAAAACGAAUAUAUAUAAAUCCAGGUCCAGGCAUAUAAGUCAUCAAUCGAAUUGAUUUAAUCUUGGCGUUAAUGUAGUUGUUAAAUAAAAUGUCUCUUCAAAAAUCAGCUAUGGUCUAUUAUUGAAGUUUGCGUUUUCAUUAGACUGAACUAAAGAGUAGAAUUACUGUCAUCUAACGUUAUAAUUUAGUGAUUUCGCUUUUAAUUUAAUUACUUCCUAAAGUUGUCCAGUCAUUUUGUAAAACAACGUCUCGGAAACCUCUAAUAAAGGUGUCGAAAAGUAUAACUAAAUGUUUUUAUUACCUCUAAUAGUACAAAUACGAUAUGCUUGCCUGAGAAUAUCAAUAAAGUAUUUUAUUUUACUUCAA
Molecule: messenger RNA, 2969 nt
Organism: Drosophila takahashii
Lineage: Eukaryota; Metazoa; Arthropoda; Insecta; Diptera; Drosophilidae
Gene: Tango10
Product: transport and golgi organization 10
Molecular function (GO): protein binding
Source: RefSeq, a predicted model, not a curated record